AUGGAUGAAGAAGGCGCAGCAAUCCGUCUAGUUCCCAUGGUGCAAUUGCGGGAGGCUGUCGAUAGGGAUGAUGACUGGACUGGCUUGACAGACUUAAAAGCGAGGAAGAAGCGGCAGAAUCGGUUGCAUCAAAGAGCGCACCGACGACGGAAGGCACUUCAAACCCAACCAGGUGCUCUAGGGCAAGGCAGCCAGCCACCGUACGCCCAAUUUGUACCUGAGAUUUCAAUUCACGAAGUGUCGCAACAAACAUCGAACCGAACUAGUCAGUUGGUAUCGAGUACCAGCCGGUAUUGGGGCGAGUCGGGCGACACAUUGGCAAACUCGGCACAAUCGCUAUUACAAGCACUCGAUACCCAAAAUUACUCUGUACCAUUACCAACACCCCAGGAACCAGCCACUAACGACCUCACUCUUAUUCCAACAUUCAAACUGCAUAAAACAAUACCGCCGGUGCUACCCUACAUCACCCCAGAAACAGCCCAUCUCCCAGUCCCACCUAUCAUAUUUCCUCUAGCUCCCGACCACCGUCUUCUCAUCUUGAUUCAGUACAAUGUGCUUCGCGCCACCCUCAUCAACAUGUCCAUCCUUUCCCUCGAGCAUCAUGUCUCCUUCGAUUGCAGCGCGGCCUUCACCGUCCCAUAUCCUAGAUCGCCACACCCAAGCAUCCCGCUUUCCCUCCUUCCGACCCCUCUCCAACAAUCCAUACCACAUGAACCAUGGGUAGACCUCAUCCCCAUACGCGGCAUGCGGGAUAAUGUCCUCCUGAACUACGGAACCUUUGAUGAGGAUGAUUUAUGUACGGAUCUGGUUGGGGGGUUAUAUGAGGGGUUCAAUGAUGUAGAAAAUAGAGGGAUUGUUAUUUGGGGAGAACCGUGGUCUGAGGACGGCUGGGAGGUCAGUGAGGGAUUUGCGGCUAAGUGGGGUUUUUUGCUGAAGGGCUGUCAGGCAUUGGCUGAGGCUACCAAUCGGUUUAGAGAGGAGAGGGGGGAUGAUAGGUUGGUGUUGGAGGUAUGA
This is a messenger RNA of Venustampulla echinocandica, 1017 nucleotides long. RefSeq lists its product as uncharacterized. The transcript has 3 exons. The record is from RefSeq and is a predicted model, not a curated record. NCBI's taxonomy places the organism in Eukaryota, Fungi, Ascomycota, Leotiomycetes, Helotiales, Pleuroascaceae. The coding region runs from base 1 to 1017 and encodes 338 amino acids.